AUGGCACAGACCGACGUGCUCUUGACCCGGGAGCCGGCCCCGCAGACUGUACCGGUGUGCGAGCUGCCACGCAAAGAGUACGAUGUGGCCCGCAACACGGGCGCCUGCACGUCGGCGGGCCUGGCCACGGCGGGCUUCCGCACCGCCAAGUACCUGGUGGACGAAUGGUUCCAGAAUUGCUACGCCCGGUACCACCAGGCCUUCGCCGACCGCGACCAGUCGGAGCGGCAGCGCCACGAGAGUGUGCAGCUGGCGACCGAGACGGAGGCGCUGGCGCGGCGCACGCAAGAGGACAGCACGCGCCGGGUGGGCGAGCGGCUGCAGGACACCCACGGCUGGAAGUCAGAGCUGCAGCGUGAGAUCGAGGAGCUGCUGGCGGAGACGGAGCUGCUGCUGGAGCAGAAGCUGCGGCUGGAGCGCGCGCUGGACGCCUCGGAGCUUCCCUACUCCAUUGCCACCGACAACCUGCAGUGCCGCGAGCGCCGCCAGCACCCCGACCUCGUGCGCGACUACGUGGAGAUGGAGCUGCUGAAGGAAGCGGAGCUUGCCCGGAACAUUCAGGAGCUUCUGAAGAGAACCAUUCUGCAGGCUGUGAACCAGAUCCGGCUGAACCGGGAGCACAAGGAGACGUGCGAGAUGGACUGGUCGGACAAGGUGGAGGCGUACAACAUCGAUGAGGCCUGCACCCGCUACACCAACCAAAGCACCGACGUGCAGUUCCACCCUCACUCGGCGCUGAUGGAGGAGAGCGCCUCCACGCCGGAGUCGUGGGCCAAGUUCACCCGCGACCAUCUGUACCGCGCGGAACGCGAGCGCCUGGCCUCCAUCAACUUGCGGCAGCUCAUUGAUUGCAUCCUUCGGGACACGUCGGAGGACCUGCGGCUACAGUGUGACGCCGUCAACCUGGCCUUCGGGCGCCGCUGCGAGGAGCUGGAGGACGCCAAACACAAGCUGGACCACCACCUGCGCAAGACGCUGCGUGAGAUCACAGACCAGGAGCACAACGUGGCGGCCCUGAAACAGGCCAUCAAGGACAAGGAGGCGCCCCUGAAGGUCGCGCAGACCCGACUCUACCAGCGCUCACACCGACCCAACGUGGAACUGUGUCGAGAUGCCGCCCAGUUCAGGCUGGUCAGCGAGACUGAGGAGUUGCACAUGUCCCUGGCGGCACUCAAGGAGAAGCUUCUGGAAGCGGAGCAGUCGCUCCGAAACCUGGAGGACACGCGCAUGAGCUUAGAGAAGGACAUUGCUAUCAAGACCAACAGCCUCUUCAUCGACCGCCAGAAGUGCAUGGCCCAGCGUGCGCACUACCCCACGCUCCUCCGGCUGGCCGGCUACCAGUGACUCAACCCGCACCUUGGCCCUGCUGCCCCCA
This is a messenger RNA of Echinops telfairi (small Madagascar hedgehog), 1375 nucleotides long. RefSeq names its product tektin 4 (gene TEKT4). The transcript has 6 exons. NCBI's taxonomy places the organism in Eukaryota, Metazoa, Chordata, Mammalia, Afrosoricida, Tenrecidae. The coding region runs from base 1 to 1344 and encodes 447 amino acids. Gene Ontology annotation, biological process: cilium assembly; cilium movement involved in cell motility. The record is from RefSeq and is a predicted model, not a curated record. Gene Ontology annotation, cellular component: sperm flagellum; nucleus; microtubule cytoskeleton.